This is a messenger RNA of Drosophila ananassae, 1989 nucleotides long. Its product is annotated as cytochrome b5 reductase 4. Gene Ontology annotation, cellular component: endoplasmic reticulum. Gene Ontology annotation, molecular function: heme binding; oxidoreductase activity. The transcript has 2 exons. Lineage: Eukaryota; Metazoa; Arthropoda; Insecta; Diptera; Drosophilidae. The record is from RefSeq and is a predicted model, not a curated record. Bases 70 to 1674 code for a protein of 534 amino acids. Gene Ontology annotation, biological process: generation of precursor metabolites and energy; superoxide metabolic process.
ACAGCUGAUUCUUGGAACCUCUUUUCGUUUUGUUUAUAUUGAUGGUUUAGUAAAAAUAUAUAUCCCGCCAUGUCCGAUUCAUCACUAAAGCCACCAACUAGCAAUGCACCACUGCGACCGCCGCAGGUAAAAGCACUCGCCUCCUCUGGCGGACUCCAGUUACCUCAGACAGCGCAACAGAAGCUAAAUUCAAGCGCCUCCUCCUCUGCAUCUGGAUCCGCCACCGGAAAUCCCCGCAACAAGUGCGCCCUGAAGCCGGGCUACUCGCUAAUGAACUGGAUUCGGUUGUGCAAUUCGGGAGCCGAUCUCUCUGGCACCGGUGGACGUGUUGUACCCGUAACUAAGAACGAGUUGGCGCUCCACAACAAGGUCACCGAUGGCUGGAUGGCUAUUCGCGGUCGGGUGUUCAAUGUCACCCGGUACAUGGACUUUCAUCCUGGUGGCGUGGAUGAGCUUAUGCGUGGUGUUGGUCGGGAUGCCACCAAGCUAUUCGACGAAGUGCACGCCUGGGUCAACUAUCCACAGCUGCUGGGAAAAUGCUACAUAGGGCCACUGAAGGAGAAUCCCGUGAAAGUCUCCAAGGAUACUGCCGAUUUUCCUUUGCCAGCUCCAAUCUCAAAACCUGCAGAGAUUGUUCCCCGCUUCGAUUGGAUUCAGAAGAGUAGCGAGCUAACCCUAAUCUUCUACACAAGGAGUUUCGCCAAUCCAGGAUUGUUGCUGAGGAGAAGAAACACCAAAGAGCUGGUGGUUCGAGUCCUGGUGGAGCAUAAAUGGCAUGUUUUUGACUUUCAGCUGAAAGACAAGGUGGAGUGGCUUCCUAAAACCGUGAAAAUUGGCGCGGAAACGGGCAAAAUAGAGAUAGUUUUGGGGAAGGAAGAGUCAGCUCCAUGGACCAACUAUGGCAGUCACACAUCCAGUAAGCUGGAUUCCCCAACUCUCGAGGAAGAAUCCUAUGAAUAUGAAGUCACUCGGACUAAAGAAUUCAACGACGAUUCCUUCGAACUAAGCCUUCAAAGCAAUCAGCGGGAGGUGCUGAUGGUCCCUCCAGUGGGAUACCAUGUAUCUCUGGAGGCCCCUUUAGAUGGAGGAGUAGUACAAAGAAGCUAUACACCGGUGGAAAGUUCGCUUCUUGGCCUGGAAGCAAACCCGCCUGAAGGCUUGCACUUUUUAGUCAAACGAUACCCGAAUGGUCCCAUGUCCAGUCACCUGCACCAGCUGUCAGUGGGCUCCCGUGUCCAGCUCACUCCUCCCCGUGGUGGCUUCCUGCUGUCCGAAUUAACUGGCCAUCGAAACAUUCUACUCUUGGCAGCUGGGAGUGGGUUAACGCCCAUCCUAAGCCUCCUUCAGCCAAUUCUAAAACGGAAUACGAAUCGCAUAGAAAGCCUGCUGUUGUUCUAUUUCAACAAAACCAAGGAGGACAUUUGGUUGAAAGAGAAACUUGAAGAGCUCCAUUCCCAGGACGAGCGAUUCAGCUGCACCCACUUUCUCUCCCAGGCCGAAGACCAACCGCAACGAAUUACCACCGAGCUCUUGGCUCCCCUGUUCCAGGAGAAGCAGCCCGACCGAUGUACUUAUGUGGCGAUAUGUGGACCAAGUAGCUUUAACACAGCUGCAGAGGACAUCCUAACCGAGCUGAAGGUGAAACCCAACCAGAUCCAUGUAUUCCGCGGCUAACAAGAGGAAUCAACUAUUUUUUAUGCAAUCUUCUUCAGUUUUAUUUACUCUACAAGCAAAUGUUUUCGACUUUUGUUAUUUUUUAUUGUUUUUUUUUUACAUGUUUUUUCGUUUUUAAUAAUUUAAUAAGUUUAACAAAUACUAGAAAAUUGUUGGAUUUGUUUUCGUUUACUUGUUAACAGACUCCAUCGUCAAACAGACAAAUCGCCUCAACGCUCACACACAUUUUUCGCUUAUUUAAGUGUAAUUAAUGGACAACCGAUAAGUAGUAGCCAAGUGGAGGGCAGCAUACAAAAAGUAAAAUAAAUAGAAACA